AUGUGUUUUUCUUGUUUAAGACCUCAACUACCAGAUUAUGAACCUAAUGAUGUUAUACUUGACGCGGCAAAAUUAGGACAGAAAAAAUAUAUUCGUGGAACGCUAAUUCCUCUCAUACGCAAUACGCUUUCAGGUUGGGAAGAUAUCACCAAAGAAUCUCAUAUUGAUAUCGAAAGAGUAAGCGGUGCUCUUACUAAUUUCGUAUUUUUUAUCACAAAGAAAUUACAAAAUGGUAACCUUCAAAAAGUUCAAAAAGUGGUAUUGCGAAUAUAUGGUAAUGGCGUUGAUCAGCUAUUUGAUCGUGAAAAAGAAUUACGUUGUUUAGAAAUGUUGUCAAUUGUUGAAUUUGGUCCCCAAUUAUUAUCCACCUUCUCAAAUGGAAGGUUUGAACAAUUCUUAGACAGCACCACUUUAAAUUCUGAUGAAAUACACUUCCCUGAAGUUUCACGUCAAAUAGCAUACCGCUUACGUUCCCUUCAUAAUAUUGUGAACAUUUUCCCACCUAAAAAAGACACUAUUCCAGAAGUCUGGAUCAAUGUGGAUAAAUGGUUUCCUUUAAUAGACAAAAUAAGUUAUGAACAACAAAUAAAAUUGAACUUAAAGGAUUUGGAUAAUGAAAUUCGAGAAUUAAAAUCAAUGCUUUCUAAACUUGAUUCACCAAUUGUUUUUGCGCACAAUGAUACUCAAUACGGGAAUAUUCUACGACUCGACGAUGGAUCUAAUCAAUUGGUGGUCGUAGAUUUCGAAUAUUCCGGAUAUAAUUACCGAGGAUUUGAUCUUGCCAACCACUUUUGUGAUCAUGUAAUGUGGGGUCUUUGGGGAAUAAUCCAAUCAUUUCAAUCUGACAUCGAUUUCGAUUAUUUCGCAUACGGUGCCGAGAGAUUACAAAUGUUCCGAGACUCCAAAGACAAGAUUUAUAAUUCGAUAAACAAUCAUUUUCAUGAUCAAGUACAUGAAUAG
Messenger RNA from Diversispora eburnea, 960 nucleotides. Lineage: Eukaryota; Fungi; Glomeromycota; Glomeromycetes; Diversisporales; Diversisporaceae. The record is from the annotation of a GenBank genome assembly.